Molecule: messenger RNA, 729 nt
Organism: Ceraceosorus bombacis
Lineage: Eukaryota; Fungi; Basidiomycota; Exobasidiomycetes; Ceraceosorales; Ceraceosoraceae
Source: the annotation of a GenBank genome assembly
GCACUAUUCAAUUCCUCCUUACACACUCACAACUGAACACCUUCACGAUUGCGCCACGCUCGCCUCUCACGACUCCGUUCCGCGGUCUCAAUUCAAGUCCAGCCCCAACUCUGCAUGCAGCAGGCUUCGAGUGCGCAUCGAGCUCAUUUCACUCGUGGCUGGACACUGCACAGUUGCUGCUACGGCACUGUGACCAGCGAAAAGGGGAUCAUCCGCACACUUUGGCUACCACCCCCAUUCAGUCCAUCCAUCCUUCAAUUGAAUCAUCACUCGCCCAGCCUCACUCUCGAUAAUCACGUGUAUUCAAUCAGGUUUGAGGACCGUUUAGACCGCACACGUAUCUUACCCGCUGCCCCCCAACGAGGUGACCAAGCUCGUAUGCGCAGCGCUGACAUCAUCGACACUCCAGUAAAUACGGCAAGGUCGCCACGAGCGCUUCGGCGUUCAUCUUGGGUGUACCGCUGCAUGAAUCGACAAGAGCGUUAGAGGCGCAUCUUUACGUCUCUGGCUACACAGCUACACGCCACGCCAGCCCAUCAUUGCCAUAUAUCCCCAAGUCUUCGAAGCUGCGCACAUCCAAAGAGGAAAUUGCAUAGAUAUAGGCUGCACUUCCUGCAACUUCUGCUUCAUUGGCUUACUCGGCCCCACACACCACCCUUCGUGUAAGCUCCUCGCCAGCAAAGCGGGCCCCGGAUCAACCCGGCACGUCCAUUCGAAUCGAGCACGCGC